Funneliformis mosseae is the source of this 591-nucleotide messenger RNA. The record is from the annotation of a GenBank genome assembly. Lineage: Eukaryota; Fungi; Glomeromycota; Glomeromycetes; Glomerales; Glomeraceae.
AUGUGUCUGCAAGAUGAUGGCCUAGAUCCAUCUCAUUACGUCUCUGCACCUGGAAUGUUUAAUGAUUUUUUGUACAAAAGUAGCAGAGCAGAACUUAAGCUCAUGACAGAUAUGGAUGAGUAUCUGAUGGUUGAAAAUGGAAUUCGUGAAGGAAUGACAAUGACCUUAUAUGAGGAUAUGAAUGCCUUAUAUUCAGGAGCAAUGAUCCAAUAUAUGCCUACAGAAAUUUUGGGUAAAGUGAGUCUAGAGGAAGUACCAGAUAUUCAAAGUAUCGCGCCUGAUGCAAAAAUAGGCUGUAUGCUUGAACUUGAUCUAGAAGUUCCAGUGCACUUGCACAAUUACUUUGCAGAUUAUUCUUUAGCGUCAGAAAAGCAGAUAAUUUCAGAAGACUGGCUUAGCUUAUAUAAUGAAAGAUUAGUACAAGAUAAAGAAGUUGGAAAUAAUAAAUACAUGUCCGGAGAGAAGUUAGUUCAGACUCUUUAUCUUAAGAAAAAUUAUGUGGUUCACUAUCGAGCUCUUCAGACAUAUAUGAAGUUUGGAAUGAAGAUUACAAAAAUUCAUAGCGCUAUCAAGUUUAGGCAAUCUUCAUAG